CUGCCGCCUUGUCGUCUCCACCAAACUCAACUCCCCCACCACUCCCCCUCCCCUCCGCAUCUCGCCACUCCCCCGCCUCGUCCCUCUCUCCGGCGACCUCUCCGGCGGCGGAACGGUCGCCGCAUGGAGCUGUAGGCCUAGCGCUGAAGCUAUCUCCUUGCCCCUGCGCCGGCUGCGGCCAUGGCCAACUAUCUGGCGCAGUUCCAGACCAUCAAGUCCUCCUCGGACCGCAUCGUCAUCGCCGUUGAGGAUGUGAGUGACUUGUGGCUCAACGUCAAAGAUAGUUUUGAGCAACGCUUGCCAGUCAAGAAAGCCUGUCUCAAUAACAAGGCGAGGAACCCCGUUUUAGUGGAAAACCUACCAGCUGAGUUUAUACAGACAACUGAUUCAAGGCUGCGUAGUCGAUUUCCGCAAGAACAAUACUUGUUUUGGUUUCGCGAACCAUAUGCUACUGUUGUUCUUGUUACUUGCGAGGAUCUUGAUGAGUUCAAGACCAUUCUUAAGCCUCGCCUCAAAUUAAUUGUGCAAAAUGAUGAGAGAGAAUGGUUCAUUGUAUUUGUGUCGAAGGCCCAUCCUAGCAAUGAUCAAGCAACUAAGAUGGCAAAGAAAGUAUACGCUAGGCUUGAGGCCGAUUUCAACACUAAAAAGAGAGAAAGGUGCUGCAAAUUUGAUCUUCAUGGACCUGAUGAUGAAUUCUGGGACGAUUUUGACUCGAAAAUGGUGGACUGCAUAAGAAACACAUUGGAUAAAAGGGUCCAGUUCUAUGAAGAAGAAAACCGCAGGUUAAGUGAGCAGCGAUUCACACCAAUAUGGAACUUCUGCAACUUUUUUAUUCUGAAGGAAAGCUUGGCAUUUAUGUUUGAGGUGACUAAUCUUCAUGAAGAUUCACUCCGUGAAUAUGAUGAGCUUGAACUAUGCUAUUCAGAAUCAGUUAAUCUCCCAGGGAAACCUCGAGAAUUUGGAGGACUGGAUACUGGUGAUGAUCAGGCUGCGCUGCUAAAUCCAGGGUUCAAAGCGUUGACCCAGAUUGUUCAGGAUGACGUGUUCAGGGAAUUUGAGUUUAGGCAAUACAUAUUUGCUUGCCAGGCUAAGUUAUUAUUUAAACUGUCUCGACCAGUUGAGGUUGCUGCAAGAGGAUAUGCUUUUGUUGUCAGCUUUUCCAAGACGCUAGCCUUGCAUGAGAAUGCACUACCCUUUUGUUUCCGCGAAGUAUGGGUGAUAACUGCUUGUUUGGGUUUAAUUAAAUCCACAAGUACACAAUAUGAUGGUGGAGUUGUUGCUAUUGAUUCAGAGAAGGAGUUCUAUCGUCUUCAGGGUGACCUUUAUUCUCUCUGUCGUGCUAAGUUUAUGAGGCUUGCUUAUUUGAUUGGUUAUGGGGUUGAAAUAGAAAAAAGUCCAGUCAACAGUGCCUCAUUAAGCAUGCUAUCUUGGCCAAAGCCAGCUACUUGGCCUUCGAUUCCGCCUGAUUCGUCGGCAGAAGUAAUGGCAAAGGAGAAGACAAUUCUUCAAGCAAAAGCAAGAGAAAAGCUCUUUGACAUUCAGAGGAAACCACUGCCAUUGGAACCUUCUUCUCUUCUACGUGAAGCUAAUAGGCGUAGAGCUUUUCUUUCAGUUGGAAAUUUGUCUGAAUUAUAUGAUUCAGUUGAUGGUUCAGGUUUAGGUGCACAUUCAAAACUUUCUCCCAACAAAUCUUCUUCUAACUUGAUGACAAGAACUAUGUCUGGGCCAGCAACCUCUGAGACUUCUCUACCAGUUGAUCGGCCUAUGAGGUUGUCAGAAAUUCAUGUUGCUGCUGAGCAUGCAUUGAAACAGACGAUAUCUGAUCCUGAUUUUAUGACGUCACUUUCAUCACCAGAAGAGUUUGAGAGUAGAUAUAUGGAGCUUACUAAAGGCGCAGCUGACAAUUAUCACCGCUCUUGGUGGAAAAGACAUGGAGUUGUGCUUGAUGGAGAGAUUGCAGCUAUAUUUUUUAAGCAUGGGAAUUAUGACCUGGCUGCAAAAUCCUAUGAGAAAGUGUGUGCUCUCUAUUCUGCAGAAGGCUGGGAAGAACUGUUGGCAGAUGUUCUUCCUGAUCUUGCAGAAUGCCAGAAGAUUCUUAAAGACGAAGCUGGUUAUCUGGCUUCCUGUGUGAAGUUACUGUCUCUUGAGAGUAGCUUGUUUUCAUCUAAAGAGCGGCAGGCUUUCCAGUCAGAGGUUGUUCGGCUUGCUCACAGUGAAAUGAGGCAUCCUGUACCCCUUGAUGUUUCAUCAUUAAUUACAUUCGCUGGAAAUCCUGCUCCGCCACUAGAAUUAUGUGAUGGCGAUCCUGGUACACUAUCUGUAGCAGUCUGGAGUGGCUUCCCAGAUGACAUAACACUUGAGUCUCUCAGUUUAAGAUUGUCAGCUUUCUCUAGUGCAGAUGAAGGUCUUAAGGCAAUAAGGAGUACAGAUGCACGUGUUCUUGUACCAGGUAGAAAUAUUAUCACCUUCGACAUUCCUCCUCAAAAGCCAGGUUCCUAUGUGUUGGGCGCUCUCACUGGACAGAUUGGCAAGCUGUCAUUCAGAUCACAUGGAUUUUCUCAAGAUGGUCCAGUGGACACUGAUGAAUUCAUGAGCUUUGAGAAGCCAACAAGACCUGUUUUGAAGGUGAGAAAACCGAGGGCUUUGGUUGAUAUUACUCCUGCUGUAUCAUCUGCGUUGCUUAUGAAUGAACUCCAGUGGAUCGGGUUGAUUGUCAAGCCUAUAGACUAUUCUUUGAAAGGUGGCAUACUGCAUAUAGAUGCCGGUGCUGAACUAAAAAUUGAGGAGUCUCAGAUGAUUGAGAUAGAAAGUUACAGAAGCGAUGGGGAGCAUUCUAGUCCUAUUGAUGCUUCCAAGGUAUUAUCAAGGCCCACUGAUACUGGAAGGGUUGAGAAGGUUCCUAUCGAAAAUGGGAAGAUAAAACUGCCAGAUUGGGCUAGUGACGUGACAACGCUUGUUUGGUUCCCUGUUCGUGCUAUCAACGAUACAGUUCCAAAGGGAACAUCCCCAGCAUCCCCUCAGAAACAUAGCAUAGUAGAUGGGAUGAGAAUGAUUGCUCUCAAGCUUGAAUUUGGAGCUUUCCAUAAUCAAAUAUUUGAAAGGACCAUUGCCGUACAUUUCACUAAUCCAUUCCAUGUGAGCACACGUGUUGUUGACAAGUGCAAUGAUGGAACUCUACUUCUGCAGGUAAUAUUGCAUUCUGAAGUGAAGGCUACUCUGCAUGUAAAGGAUGUAUCAUUGGACCUACAAGCUGGAUUUGAGCACCUAGGCAAGGGAGAUGGACGUCCGACUUCGAGUUUGUUCCCUCUGGUUAUUGCUCCUUCUUCCAAAGCUGGAAUCUUGUUUGUGAUACGUUUAAGUGGCACAAAAGACCUAGAUGAGCUGGAACAGGCUGACAGCAUGUUGCAUAUUAAAUACGGGAUAUCCGGUGACCGAGCAACCGGAGCACACUCUCCAGUUCCUGUUAAACCUGAUGAUUCUGAAGAGCUUCUAUUCAAGAUUUCACUCAAACUGAAGCGCCCUGUUCUAGAUCCAUGCCUGGCAGUUGGAUUCCUUCCGUUUUCUACCGAUUGCCUGAGGGUUGGUCAAUUAGUCAACAUGAAAUGGCGGGUUGAAAGGCUGAAGGACCUGGAGGAAGCAUCUCUGUCUGACGAUGAAAUACUUUAUCAGGUGGACGCUAAUCCACAGAACUGGAUGGUUGCUGGGAGGAAAAGCGGUCACAUUUCAUUCUCAGAAGCACAAGGAUCAAGGAUCGAGAUCGCCGUGACAUGUGUCCCGCUGGUGUCGGGGUACGUGCACCCGCCCCAGCUAGGCCUGCCCGACGUAGGCGAUGCGAAUAUCAGCUGCAAUCCGGCAGGUCCCCACCUGGUGUGCGUGCUUCCUCCCACUCUCAGCACCUCCUACUGCAUACCGGCUUGAUUCAUGAGCCAUCCGUGCCAUUACGUUAGCUACUUAUAGAGGUCACCAUUUGAGAUACAAGGUGUUCUGUUUUUGCCUGGAGGCGGCCACCAUUUGAGAUACAAGGUGUUCUGUUUUUGCCUGGAGGCUAUUCUUUUUUUUUUCUAUAGGUUACAUGCACGGUGUAUAUUGAUUGACUGGGUGCGAAUCCGAAUUCUCGUGAUGAGCUGGGGGUUUAACCCUCAACAUUUGCAUUGCCCUGAGUAAUGAGUUGGGGGUAAACCCUAACAUUUGCGUU
Aegilops tauschii subsp. strangulata is the source of this 4195-nucleotide messenger RNA. Its product is annotated as trafficking protein particle complex II-specific subunit 130 homolog. The record is from RefSeq and is a predicted model, not a curated record. Gene Ontology annotation, cellular component: TRAPPII protein complex. Gene Ontology annotation, biological process: intra-Golgi vesicle-mediated transport; early endosome to Golgi transport. NCBI's taxonomy places the organism in Eukaryota, Viridiplantae, Streptophyta, Magnoliopsida, Poales, Poaceae.